AGAUUGGAAAGCCGGAAGUAUCAAAUGUAGGCGGGGCCAAACUAGGAAGUAAAAAGUAUCAAAUAACAUAAACCACUACUUUGCUUCAUAGUGAUUUUAACAUUAUUUCCGAAGAUGAUCCCUGUUUGUUUUAUCAGCAUUGGAUUAUGAAGACCACAACUAUGACUGCAUAAAGCCCAUGGACAAAGCGUUACACUUCUGAGCAUGAGAAUGGAGGAGACAAGCCGUGAGGCGGUUGCCACAGCUGUUCAGCGCGUGGCUGGAAUGCUGCAGAGAUCUGACCAGUUGGACAAAGUGGAGCAGUAUAGAAGAAGAGAGGCCAGAAAGAAAGCCUCUGUCGAAGCAAGGCUUAAGGCAGCCAUCCAGUCUCAGCUGGACGGUGUCCGCACCGGACUAACUCAGUUGCACAGUGCCUUGCUCGACGUGAAGGACAUCCAGAGCUCCCUGGCUGAUGUGAGCAAAGACUGGAGGCAGAGCAUCAACACUAUAGAGAACCUGAAAGAUGUCAAAGAUGCUGUCGUUCAACAUAGUCAGUUGGCCUCCGCUGUGGAAAACCUUAAAAACAUUUUCUCGGUGCCAGAGAUUGUGGAAGAGACCCAGCAGCUGAUAGAGCAGGCAGAGUUGCUUCAGGCUCACAGGAAACUGAUGGAUCUGGAGAGCUCCCGAGAUGAUCUUAUGUAUGAGCAAUACCGCAUGGACAGCAAGAACACCAGUGACAUGCAUCUCAUCUCCAUCUAUUUUGAAGAUGUUCAGCGGUUAUCAGAUGAGCUUGCCAAGCAGUCAUGGAUGGUUCUGCAGAGGGCCAUGGUUACUGUUCGUCGUGACCCCACCAUGCUAGUGUCAGUGGUUCGUAUCAUUGAACGUGAGGAGAAAAUCGACCGGCGGAUGGUUGACCGUAAAAAACAGACAGGCUUCAUCCCGCCUGGACGACCCAAAAGAUGGAAAGACAAAAUGUUUCAGGUAUUGGAGGGCACUGUCAGCACCCGCAUCGAGGGCACACAGUCAGUGACGAGAGAAGCUGAUAAAAUGUGGCUUGUUCGUCUUCUGGAGAUAACAAGGAAAUAUGUUUUAGAUGACCUCAUCAUUGUCAAGAACCUCAUGGUUCAAUGCUUCCCACCACAUUACAACACCUUCAACAGGUUUUUCCGUCUUUACCACAAUGCCGUUUCCGCUCGUGUCAAAGAACUGGCAUCUGAGGACUUGGAAGCGAAUGAAAUCGUGUCCAUGUUAACCUGGGUCCUCAAUACCUAUAAGAGUGCAGAGAUGAUGGGCCAUCCAGAGCUUAUUGCUGAAUGUGACAUCAACCAGCUCGAGUCUCUGCUACCUCAGGAUGUGGUGGAUGAUUUACUCAGCAAAUAUGUCCAGACUUUCACAUCUAAUAUUACCGGCUGGCUGAGGAAAGCUCUUGAAACAGACAAGAAGGACUGGCAGAAAGAAACAGAGCCUGAGGCUGAUCAGGAUGGGUACUAUCAAACUACACUGCCUGCCAUCGUCUUUCAGAUGUUUGAACAGAACCUGCAAGUAGCCGCUCAGAUCGAUGGAGACUUUAAAGAGCAGGUUCUCAAGCUCUGCCUGAAACAGAUGAACUCAUUCCUCAUUCGGUACAGAGAAGAGGCCGUGGCCUAUAAAGAAGAACAUCUGCGAGAUCGACAGCUUCCUCAAUGUUACGUGCAAUACAUGAUCGCCAUCAUAAACAAUUGCCAGACAUUCAAAGAGUCCAUCAACAGUCUAAAGAGAAAGUAUUCUCAGUCCUCGGAGCCCACUGACAGUGAUGCUGCCAUCGCGAGGACACUCAACGAGGUGGCCAAGGAGGGAUGUCAGUUCCUCUUAGAUGAAGUCUUCUUGGACCUUGAGCAUCACCUCAGUGAACUUCUAACCAGAAAAUGGCUGACAGGAUCUCAUGCUGUGGAUACUAUCUGUGUGACGGUGGAGGACUACUUCAAUGACUUUAACAAGAUCAAGAAACCCUUUAAUCAGGAAAUGACAAGUGAAGCCCUUCGCAGGGUUGUGGUGGACUACAUUAAGGCGGUAAUGCAAAAGAGGAUCACCUUUAAGAAUGCUGAUGAGAGGAGGGAAGGAGCUGAGAGAAUGACCAAAGAGGCUGAGCAGUUCAGGUUCCUCUUCAGAAAACUGGCUGCUGGAGAAGACACAGAUCGUCUAUGUGGCGCUAUUGUGGCCAUUGCUGAAGUCUUCAAACUGACCGACCCGACACUGCUCUUCCUGGAGGUCACUACGCUGGUUUCCAAAUACCCUGACAUCAGGGAGGAGCAUAUCCAGGCGCUGCUAGCGGUGCGCGGUGAUGCGAGCAGGGAUAUGCGCCAAAUGAUCAUCGGAACACUCAGCGAGAACAAAGUAUCUUAUGCAGGUGUCACACAGCCCAUCUUCAAAGACAUCACUGUGCCCACUAUCACCAUGACUACCAUGACUACCAUGACCUCCAUGGCAACUGCAAAGCUGCUUAAAUAAAGCCAUGUUGACCAUUUCUUCCUUCAAAAAGGAUAAUAUGAUUUUCACCUCAGGAUACUGGGUUGUUUAUUGCACCUUCCUGUUUCUGUUUACUUGCUGUUUAAUCGCCAUGCUGAUUUGUGCUCCAGAAAAUUGUAAAUUUACCGUUGUAAAAAUGAACUGCCCAUUCAAAUAUAUCUAUGUCAUAAUUGAAACUUUAAGAAUCAUUGAGGACAUACAGAGGAACUAAAGUGCUUAAUCAGCUUUUUUGUCAUUUGUUUUGGAUUCCACCGUAACGGUCCUUUUCCCAUUCAGCUGAGAAAGCUAUUAUAAUGAUCACCUUUUGGCUACUCGUUAGUGAAGAAGGCUACCAGUAGAGUGAGAAUGAAUUGAUCAUCUUAUCAACAAUUUUGAUAAUUGAUUAUUUAGCGCUAUUGUUUAACUUAAAAUUUCAGACUUACAAAAGUCCGAUAACAGUUAAAUUGAUUCCAGUGUAAUUGACAUUAAACAAUAACUAAUAGCAAUAGUCCAUUAACGAGUAAUCUUUUUUUUUUUUUUAAUAAUGUAAAAACAUUUUUUUACAAUGAAUCGAUCAAUUCUAUAAAUAUUCAAUAGUGACAGCCAGCCCUAGCUAGCCGUUUGAUACACUUCUGAAAAUAAAUUCACUCAAAUUUCAACCAGCCACAUGCACACUGUCCUCACACAAGUCAGGCAACUGUACAUACCAUUAGCAACUCCUGUUUGAAAACAGCUGAAUAUUACAAAGCAACACUUCACUUCAAUCUGCCUGUUUACAUUUCAAAUGAUCACUUAUAAACCAUGUCUCAUUACUGGUGAGAUAUAUUUGGAAAGGCCCUGGGUUGUCCUUGAGGGUGACCUGGUGACCCUUAUGUGUAUAUAGUGUGUGUUCCGUUUGCAAAAAUCGGUGGUAUUUGUAAAUUAUCAGUCUGAAUAAAUCCUACAAAUUA
Molecule: messenger RNA, 3413 nt
Organism: Syngnathus typhle (broad-nosed pipefish)
Lineage: Eukaryota; Metazoa; Chordata; Actinopteri; Syngnathiformes; Syngnathidae
Gene: exoc3
Product: exocyst complex component 3
Exons: 16
Coding region: 205-2466 (753 amino acids)
Biological process (GO): exocytosis; exocyst localization
Cellular component (GO): exocyst
Molecular function (GO): SNARE binding
Source: RefSeq, a predicted model, not a curated record